AUUUUUAAUAAACUUUGUUAUGAAAUCCCAUAUUUCAUGUAAUUUUCACUUAGCUUAGGUGUAUAGACAUACAACUAUGAGAAGAGACAACUAUGAAUUAGGACAUCAUUGGAUGAGUUUGGAAUUGGGCCGAAUUUGGGCUGGUACUGGCCCAUUAAGGUUUAGUUACCUGUUUUUUCACUAACGUUCACCUCUUACUUACCUUCAAUGGAGCGUAAUAAAGAUUUGAAAAUCCCUCCGAAAUCCCUAACGGCUACUUUUCAUUCAUUCAUCUAUCUCUCUUAUCAAAUUGAUCAAUCGUACUCUGUAAGAAUUCUCUUCAUUGAAAUCAUUCUAAUUGAAAUUUGAAGCUUCUUCAGUCACUUCAACAACUCAAACAUCUGAGCUCCAACCUCUUCUUCCUCCUACAAUCUCACGGAAACCUCCAUCAACACAACCAUGGGUUUUAACCCAUCAAGAAAGAUUCGAGUCGUAGCCAAACUCAGGGGCUUAACCGAUAAGGAAGCUGAAUUAUCUACCGACCUUUCUUGGAUAUCUGUGAAAAAACCCAACGGUGAAGCUUCUGAGACUGUCACUAUUUCUUUCGGUGAUCAAUCAGCAAGUCGUAAGGAUUCCUACGAAUUGGACUAUUGUUAUGAGCAAAAUGAAGACAACGAGCUAAUUUUUUCACGGGAAGUAAAGCCUCUAAUUUCAGGAGUUUUUAGUGGUUGCAAUGCCACUGUGGUUGCCUAUGGAGCGAAAAACACAGGAAAAACUUGUGUGAUUCAGGGUUCUUGUGAUAAACCUGGAUUGGCAGCACUUGCAAUGAACGAAUUUCUUUCAUUGGCGGAGUUAAAUGGUAAUACUGUCGCUAUAUCAUUCUAUGAGGUUCAGCAAGAUCGUGUUUGUGAUCUUUUGGAUACAAAGCAGUCGGCAGUUUUUGUAUUGGAAGAUAAGCUAGGAAAAAUUCAACUUAAAGGUCUUUCUAAGGUACCUGUGAAAUCAAUUUCAGAUUUUCAAAAGUUAUGUGUUGGUUUCAAUUCGCGUAAACCAACACAAAAGAUACCAUCUGAGCUUCCUCGUAGAAGCCACAAGGGUUUGAUAGUUCAUGUAUCAUCUCCCAAUGAAAAUCUAGAUACUCUUCAAACUAGCAAGAUGAAUUUUGUUGAAUUAGCUGGUUAUGAGGAUGUUCGGAGAAAGGGCAAUGAUGGCCUCAAUUCUGUCGAGCAAACUAAGAUUAAUCAAUCUAUAUAUGCUUUUUCAAAUGUUUUACAUGCAUUGGGUGGCAAUGAAAGUCAUGUCCCCUAUCGUGAAAGCAAACUAACACGAAUACUGCAAGAUUCUUUAGGAGGGGUAAACAAAGUUUUGAUGAUCGCUUGUUUGAACCCCUUAUAUUGCCAAGACUCCAUAUCUAUGGUGAAGUUGGCCUCUCGCACUUGUCAAAAGAUCAAUGGAGCUCUUGUAGAAUCAACCAAGAAAGUUCGUAGCUUAACAAAAUCAGUGACGUCUUUAUCGAAGAAAAGCCAAAUACCCAAGACUGUUUAUGCUACUACAAAGAAACAACUUAGCUACAGAGUGCCACUUUCCGAAAAGAAAGCAAAUGGCGGUAAAUCCUUUGAGGGAAGGAAACUUUUUGACGAUGCAAGUCAGCUGACUCCUUCUGACAAGGAAAAUUUAGUGCUGGAAAGUAUUACAAGUACUGAAAUCAUAAAAGAGGAAAAAGUGAAGCCUGUUGUUGUGCAUGGUGAGGAUCAACCAGAAGAACAUGGUCUGAGUGUUCAUGGCAGCACUAGUAGUGAAACCAUAAAAGAGGAAGAAAAGGGCAAGCCUGUUGCUGAGCAUGGUGAGGAUCAACCAGAGGAACAUAGCAGCACAAACACACUUGUCAAAGAAGGUCAAGUCUUUGUAAGAGAAAAUAAUCUUUCCAUGGUUGAUCAGAAUAAAUCGCCACCAUUAAGUGUAAGAUUACGGGAACUAUCAAAUACUCUAAAGGCAUUAAAUUCAGGAACUCCAUUUUCUGCGAGGAGAAUAGAAACAAAUGAUGCUUUAUCUCGUGCUUUACUCCCAACGGAGCUUGUGGAGCCAACUACUCCAUUUGUUGAACAUAGAACAAAGGAUGUCAAAAACAUCGAUAGCCCGUGGCAAACAUUCAGUGUGCACAAUUCUGAUGUGAAGAAUUCUGUUGUUAAAGAAUGUUUAAGAGUUCUAAAUACAGCUGACAAGGAGGAAUUGAAAAAAUUAAAGGGAAUUGGAGAGAAGCGAUCAUCAUAUAUUCUUGAACUUCGUCAAGAAUCUCCAGAGCCGUUCAAGAAUAUUGAUGACUUGAAAGAUAUUGGACUUACAGCUAAGCAGAUCAAGUUCAUGAUGAAACAAGAAGUUGGAAGGCUCUUCGAUUAACCAGUUGAAAAGAGAAUGCAAGAAAAGAGUAUCAGAUUUUCUUUAUCACAAAAGAGAUCGAGGCAAUAUGGUUGCCAUGUAUUUACUUACUAUUGUAUACCAUGUGUUUACAAAAUUGGUCUGAACUAUUUACACAUUUAUGUAUCUAAUGCAUCAUAUGCUCAGUUUGAACAAGUGUUUCAGUAAAAUUUGUGUUAAUUUCUUCUUUACAGUACUAUAAA
This is a messenger RNA of Cannabis sativa, 2597 nucleotides long. RefSeq names its product kinesin-like protein KIN-10C. The record is from RefSeq and is a predicted model, not a curated record. Bases 439 to 2376 code for a protein of 645 amino acids. The transcript is spliced from 16 exons. Gene Ontology annotation, molecular function: microtubule motor activity; ATP binding; microtubule binding. Gene Ontology annotation, biological process: microtubule-based movement; mitotic spindle organization. NCBI's taxonomy places the organism in Eukaryota, Viridiplantae, Streptophyta, Magnoliopsida, Rosales, Cannabaceae.